UGUCCAGAAGAGGCGAGAGGACGAAGGCAGUCACGGCUCGGCAUUUCGACGCAGGCACGAAUCGGUUCGCUUACGUUCUGACUCCGGCGCCGACAUCGACGCAGCCACCCCCCUGCACGUCCGCUGCUCCUCAGUUCUCCCGGGUCCCUCCUCAGUUGCUCUGCCCUCGGGCCUCCAUCCUCUGUCUCUCUCGACGCCCCCCCGCCGCGCUGUCCUCUGUCUUUUGUCGGCCGCUGGGCGCUGCUCGGGCUCCUCCCGGCACCCCUCGACUGUCGUCUGUCUUCUACCCACGCUUGCAGAAAGUUCAAGAAGGUUUGCUUGAAAUGUCGCUGCUUUUGAUCUCUGACAAUAUUAAGCACAUAUAUAUACUUUGAUGUUUGAGGUCUGAACACGGAGAAUCAUUUGCCCGUUUAAGUAUGGCGUGGUUUAGGGCUGGGUCUUGUGCGGCAAAGCUUGCAAUUAGGAGGACUCUUGCUCAGGGUGGAUCAUAUGCAGCAAGAACACGAGCUCUUCCAUCCCAGAGUCGUUACUUUCACGCCACAGUUUUUAGGCAGAAGGCGCAGUCUGCCCCAGUCCCUCGACCUGUGCCCCUGUCCAGGUUGACCGAUAGCUUCUUAGAUGGGACCAGCAGUGUAUACCUAGAAGAGCUUCAAAGGGCUUGGGAGGCAGACCCCAACAGUGUUGACGAAUCAUGGGAUAAUUUCUUUAGAAACUUUGUGGGUCAGGCGGCUACUUCUCCUGGAAUUUCUGGUCAGACAAUCCAGGAGAGCAUGCGUCUGCUGUUGCUUGUGAGGGCUUACCAAGUCAAUGGUCACAUGAAAGCCAAGUUGGAUCCACUGGGUCUGGAAGAAAGAGAAAUCCCUGAUGAAUUGGAUCUUGCUCUUUAUGGUUUUACAGAAGCCGAUUUGGAUAGAGAGUUUUUCAUUGGGGUGUGGAGGAUGGCCGGUUUCUUAUCUGAGAACCGGCCGGUCCAGACACUGAGGUCUAUACUGACAAGGCUUGAGCAGGCUUAUUGUGGAAGCAUCGGAUUUGAAUAUAUGCACAUCGCUGACCGUGAGAAAUGCAACUGGCUGAGAGACAAAAUUGAAACCCCAACUCCAAUGCAAUACAAUCGCCAACGCCGCGAAGUUAUUCUGGAUAGGCUUAUUUGGAGCACGCAGUUUGAGAACUUCCUGGCUACCAAAUGGACUACUGCCAAAAGAUUUGGUCUUGAAGGUGGAGAGACUCUGAUUCCAGGCAUGAAGGAAAUGUUUGAUAGAGCUGCGUAUCUUGGGGUUGAAAGUAUUGUUAUUGGAAUGCCUCAUAGAGGCAGAUUAAAUGUUUUAGGAAAUGUUGUCCGCAAGCCACUCAGACAGAUCUUCAGUGAGUUCAGUGGCGGUACAAAGCCUGUCGAUGAAGUUGGACUUUACACUGGUACUGGUGAUGUGAAAUACCACUUAGGUACGUCCUAUGAUCGGCCAACUCGGGGCGGGAAGAGAAUACAUCUGUCCUUGGUUGCAAAUCCAAGUCAUUUGGAAGCUGUUGAUCCAGUUGUUGUUGGGAAGACAAGGGCAAAACAGUAUUACUCCAAUGAUGUUGAUCGGACAAAGAACAUGGCUAUUUUGAUUCAUGGGGAUGGUAGCUUUGCAGGGCAGGGAGUUGUGUACGAAACUCUUCAUCUUAGUGCUCUUCCUAAUUAUACAACUGGCGGUACGAUUCAUAUCGUUGUCAACAAUCAAGUUGCUUUCACUACUGAUCCAAGAGCUGGGAGAUCGUCUCAGUACUGCACAGAUGUUGCAAAGGCAUUGAAUGUUCCAAUAUUUCAUGUGAAUGGCGAUGAUGUGGAGGCAGUUGUUCAUGCCUGUGAACUCGCAGCAGAGUGGCGUCAAACUUUCCAUUCUGAUGUUGUGGUUGAUUUAGUCUGUUAUCGACGAUAUGGACACAAUGAGAUUGAUGAGCCUUCCUUCACUCAGCCAAAGAUGUACAAGAUCAUUCGGAGUCAUCCUUCUUCUCUCGAAAUAUACCAGAAGAAACUGUUAGAAUCUGGGCAGGUUACCAAAGAUGACAUUGACAAGAUACAGAGUAAAGUUAAUUUGAUCCUGAAUGAAGAAUUCGUGGCCAGUAAAGAUUAUGUACCCAAAAGGAGGGACUGGCUCUCUUCUCACUGGUUUGGGUUCAAGUCACCUGAGCAGCUUUCACGUGUCAGGAACACCGGUGUGAAGCCAGAGAUAUUGAAAAAUGUUGGGAAAGCAAUCACAACUUUACCUGAGAACUUCAAGCCUCACAGAGGAGUAAAGAAGGUCUAUGAACAACGUGCACAAAUGAUUGAAACUGGGGAAGGUAUCGAUUGGGCAGUUGCAGAAGCACUUGCUUUUGCCACGUUGUUGGUGGAAGGCAAUCAUGUUAGACUGAGUGGUCAGGAUGUUGAGAGAGGUACUUUCAGUCAUCGGCAUUCUGUACUUCAUGAUCAGGAAACUGGGGAGAAGUACUGCCCAUUGGAUCAUGUCCUGAGUAAUCAAAAUGACGAAAUGUUCACUGUGAGCAACAGCUCUCUGUCGGAGUUUGGUGUUCUAGGAUUUGAGUUGGGUUACUCAAUGGAGAACCCCAAUUCCCUGGUGAUUUGGGAAGCCCAAUUUGGUGAUUUUGCAAAUGGGGCUCAAGUAAUAUUUGAUCAGUUCUUGAGCAGUGGAGAAUCAAAAUGGUUGCGCCAAACUGGGCUUGCGGUUUUGCUUCCUCAUGGUUAUGAUGGCCAGGGCCCUGAACAUUCAAGUGCGCGUUUGGAACGUUUCCUUCAGAUGAGUGAUGAUAAUCCUUAUGUGAUCCCUGAGAUGGAACCGACUCUCAGGAAACAAAUUCAAGAAUGCAAUUGGCAGGUGGUGAACGCCACAACUCCUGCUAAUUAUUUCCAUGUUUUGCGGCGUCAGAUCCACAGGGAUUUCCGUAAGCCUCUUAUUGUGAUGGCUCCUAAGAACUUGCUCCGCCACAAGGACUGCAAGUCAAAUUUAUCCGAAUUCGACGAUGUGCAAGGUCACCCAGGUUUUGAUAAGCAGGGAACUAGAUUUAAGCGGCUCAUCAAGGACCAGAAUGACCAUUCUGAUCUUGAGGAGGGCAUUAGGCGCCUCGUUCUUUGCUCUGGGAAGGUCUACUAUGAGCUGGACGAUGAGCGGAAAAAGGUCGGAGCAAAGGAUGUCGCUAUCUGUAGGGUUGAGCAGCUGUGCCCCUUCCCAUAUGACCUAAUCCAAAGGGAACUGAAGCGAUAUCCAAAUGCGGAGAUCGUCUGGUGCCAGGAAGAGCCAAUGAACAUGGGGGCUUACAGCUACAUCGCACCCCGCCUCAGCACGGCCAUGAGAGACCUUGGCCGCGGGACUUUUGAGGACAUCAAAUAUGUGGGCAGGGCUCCAUCAGCUGCCACAGCCACAGGGUUCUAUCAGGUCCACGUUAAGGAGCAGACGGAGCUCGUCCAGAAGGCCGUGCAGGCCAACCCAAUUAACUUUCCAUUUUGAACGAAGGUCCCUGCUUGGCAAAACUUGAGGAGUGAAUAAAUAAUGAUAUUAUCGAACCAGCAAGUAAUUGACUGGUCGUUUCUGGCUAUAAGGCAGGCCAGAACGGAAUGCUUCUGUUCAUCUGUUAAGGUAUUCUUUUUCAUUGUAUCCCUUUUUGAUCGAGCCUUUCCGGGGCAUUAUAGGACAUUUUCCUGCUUACAAAGCCAAACUACAUAUAUUCGAUUGUGAGAUUCUUUUGCGCUGCGUGAAGAAGGCGCUGGAAAAA
Messenger RNA from Punica granatum (pomegranate), 3747 nucleotides. The record is from RefSeq and is a predicted model, not a curated record. Lineage: Eukaryota; Viridiplantae; Streptophyta; Magnoliopsida; Myrtales; Lythraceae.